AUGAUAUGUCCUGACCCGUUGAAGUGGCCAAGUGAGUCAUGGAAAGAUGCACAAGAUGUGGAAGCAAUUCUAAGGUUUGCGAAGUUCUGGAGCUUUGUGGCGACGGCCCUUGUCGUGGCAGCUCUCCCGAACGACACGGACACGGACCCGACAUGCAAGCAGGAGGAUGGUGCUACGGAGUUGCUACAGAUCGCCAGCGGUGACGGGAAGCUGCCCAGGGAAGUCGUGAUUUGCAGGCCUUACCACGGACCAGAAGUGUGUUCAAUGUUGGAGAUGAAGGACACCAAUGGCGCAACCGGGGCCCAAGGCUGGCCAAUUCUUCAGCCUUCGCAGCCCAACGGCCCCUUGGAGGACCCUCUCGCACUGACGCCGGAGCAGGCGAAUCUCAAGGCGGCCCAGAUGGAAUGGAGCCUCUUGCAGAUUCGUGAGGACAUCGAGGCCUGCUUGGUGGGGAAGAAGAAGUCCUACUACCAGACCCAGCGAUUCCCUCGCAACACUUGGGGCUGGCCACGCCGCCACUGGUGA
Symbiodinium sp. CCMP2592 is the source of this 525-nucleotide messenger RNA. The record is from the annotation of a GenBank genome assembly. NCBI's taxonomy places the organism in Eukaryota, Dinophyceae, Suessiales, Symbiodiniaceae.